UGGUUGCUAUAGUUGCGAAAAACAUCUACGGCUAUCGCAGAAACCAGAGAAGACCAGAGAGACUUUACCCAAGUUCCAAUAUGGAGCAGGUUUCAUCAACAGGCAAACCUAUACAGAUCACCGUGACAGAUGGAUAUGACUUGAAAGGUUUUAAAGGAGAUACUCCAGUUACCUUUAUUCGUGCAGAAUUCAAUCAGGUGGUCCUGGGAGACUCUGCAAAAAUUACUGUUUCUCCAGAAGGAACUGCAAAAUACAACUUCACUAGCACUUUAGAGUUCAAUACUGAAGGAGGAAUUACUUUAGAUGACAUCUCCCACAAACCUGUGUUCUUAACUAUGACUGAAGUUUUACCUAAGGAAAAGAAACAGAAAGAUGAGAAGACCUUAAUUCUUGGUCAAGCUGUGGUGGACCUUCUUCCUUUAUUGGAAGGAGAGAUUUCAUUUGAAACGAUGGUGCCACUGCACCCUGUACCAGGUUCACCGUUAGAGCCUCUUCGAUCAGGUGUUAAGCAGUGCAGUCUUGAAGUUAAAGUAUCUGUGGCAGAGCCCUUAUUGACCACAGCCCAGAUCUUAGGAGGCAAUUUACUGAAGGUCACAUUGGAGGCUGCCUACUCUGUGCCUGAAUCUUUCAUGCCAGUAGGGCCCCUGCAGAACUACAUGGUUGGUCUGCAAGUUCCAUCAAUUGGAGAGAAAGAUUAUCCCAUUUUAUUCAAGAAUGGAACUCUGAAGCUUGGAGGGGAAAGAGAACCUGUUCCCCGGCCCAAAAAAUGGCCUAUUGCUAACAUUCUGGCUCCAGGAGCUAAUAACAUUCCUGAUGCAUUCAUUGUUGGUGGGCCCUAUGAGGAAGAAGAAGGAGAACUCAACCAUCCUGAGGACAGGGAAUUUAGGAACCAAUCAGAGUGCAUAAAGAAAAGGAUUACUUGGGACUUGGAAAGUCGCUGCUACCUUGAUCCUACUGCAGUGGUGAGUUUUCAGAAGCGAAUUGCUGAUUGCCGACUCUGGCCUGUAGAAAUCACAAGAGUUCCUCUGAUUACUGCACCCAAAGGAAAAGCUACCAGAUUUGAUAAGGCGGAUGAUGAAAGUCAGCUUUCAUUUCAUGGUGUGGCUUAUGUUAAUAUGGUCCCAUUGCUGUAUCCAGGUGUAAAGAGGAUUCGGGGAGCUUUUCAUGUUUAUCCUUACCUAGACAGUACAGUCUUUGAAAAGACCAAGUGUUUAUUUAGUUUGUUCCGGGAUACUGGCCAUCAUUUGAUUCAAAAUAACAAAAUAGGAGGAAUUAAUUCUCCAUUGUCCAAACCAGUUAUUUCUAAGAACCUGAAAGAAGAUAAAAUAGUAAGAAACAGUAAAGGAAAGCCUAUGCCUGGGGAUGUGCAGGCGGCUAGUAUAAAAUCUCAAAGUUCAGAUACUCCUUUGGAAAUUGAACCCACUCUAAACCACAAUCCAGAAGGACAGCAAUAUGUAGAAGCCAGGACAUACAUCGUGUUGGAGAUUCAGCUGGACAAAGCCUUGGUUCCAAAGCGAAUGCCAGAGGAGCUAGCCAGACGGGUAAAGGAAAUGAUUCCUCCAAGGCCACCUCUUACCCGACGGACAGGAGGGGCUCAGAAGGCGGUGAGUGACUAUCACAUGCAGAUCAAGAACAUUUCUAGAGCCAUUCUGGAUGAGUAUCACAGGAUGUUUGGAAAACAGGUGGCCAAACUGGAGAGUGAUGUAGAUAGUGAAACCCUGGAGGAACAGAAGUGCCAGCUCAACUAUGAACUUAAUUGCUCUGGAAAAUACUUUGCUUUCAAAGAACAACUAAAGCAUGCUGUGGUAAAGAUUGUGAGAGAGAAAUACUUGAAGACAACAUCAUUUGAAAGCCAGGAGGAACUUCAGACAUUUAUUAGUGAGCUCUAUGUAUUCUUGGUGGAUCAGAUGCAUGUGGCCUUAAACCAGACCAUGCCAGAUGAUGUCCAAAGUGCUGUCUCAACCAUUUAUACAAGCAGUGAACAGCUUCGGCUCUUUGCAUUUGAAGCAGAAGUCAAUGAGAACUUUGAAAUGGCAGCAGUGUAUUAUGAAGAGAGAUUAGUCCGUGAGCCCCAGAACCUGGAACACUGGCUGGACUAUGGUGCCUUUUGCCUCCUAACUGAGGACAACAUUAAAGCACAGGAGUGUUUUCGGAAGGCCCUUUCCCUCAACCAGAAUCAUAUCCACAGCUUGUUGCUGUGUGGUGUCCUGGCUGUCCUGAUGGAGAACUAUGAGCAGGCAGAAAUUUUCUUUGAGGAUGCUACUUGCUUGGAACCAAGUAAUGUUGUAGCCUGGACUUUGCUUGGUUUGUACUAUGAAAUUCAAAACAACGAUAUUAGAAUGGAAAUGGCAUUUCAUGAAGGCUUCAAACAGCUUCAGGCACGAGUGCUUCAGGCACAAGUAACGAAGGAGAAGAGUAUGGGUACUAUAGAGUAUGUUGAAGAAGGAGGGAACGUAGAAUCCAGUUUAGGCCCUUGGGGAAUCACUGAUGGUUCCUCUACAACAGCAAUUAAGGCGGAAGCCCCAGCAGGACCAGGAACUCCAUUAUCCAUUCUAGAUGGAUUUCUUGAAGCAUCCUCCAAACUGCAGUCUGAUUCAGAAGAACCCGUUUUGUCUGUACAAUCUCAGGAUCCAGUAGACCAAAAACCAUCCAACCUAUAUGUCAAGGAGAUACCAGCAAAAAGAGAAGCAUCAAAAUGUCAAGAUUCAUCGACUUUUCUGCAUCCCACUUCUUAUGGUGUUUCCCAAACUCCUACCACCAUCUUCAUGGAAACCAUACGGUUCUUGAUGAAGUUCAAUGCUGUGCAGUAUGUGCACAGGGUGCUUGCACAUGAGCUGUUAUGCCCUCAAGGAGGCCCCAGCUGUGAGUAUUACUUGGUGCUGGCCCAGACAUACCUCCUCAAGAAGGACUUUGCCAAGGCAGAGGCAUACCUUCAACAAGCAGCCCAGAUGGACUACCUGAACCCUAACGUUUGGGGUGUGAAGGGCCAUCUCUACUUUCUGAGUGGAAAUCAUGCUGAGGCCAAGGCAUGCUAUGAGCGAACCAUUAGUUUUGUAGUAGAUGCUUCUGAGAUGCACUUCAUUUUCCUGCGACUGGGGCACAUCUAUCUGGAAGAGAAGGAGUAUGAAAAGGCAAAGAAAACCUACCUGCAAGCCUGUAAGAGAUCGCCUUCAUGCCUUACCUGGCUAGGACUGGGAAUUGCCUGUUAUCGGCUGGAGGAGAUUACUGAGGCGGAAGAUGCUCUCUCUGAAGCCAAUGCAUUGAGCAAUUACAAUGCUGAAGUAUGGGCAUAUCUGGCCUUGGUCAGCCUGAAAGCUGGACGGCAAUUGGAAGCUGAGCAAGCCUACAAGUACACAAUGAAGCUGAAAUUGAAAGAUGAGGCUCUGCUUGCAGAGAUCCACAUGGUACAGGAAUUGGUUGGCUUUGGCAAUCCAUCUUUCUGACAGCCUUCCAGCUGAAGAAUUUUCUGAGUUCUUUUCCUUCCCAGAAGAAUUAAACUCUGGAUGCUUCACCACAUGAGACCUUAGGAUGGAGAACAAAAGACUCUUCGCCAUAAAUAAAAACCCAUUCAUUUAUUUCCA
Pteropus alecto (black flying fox) is the source of this 3581-nucleotide messenger RNA. It is a transcript of the gene CFAP70, whose product is annotated as cilia and flagella associated protein 70. NCBI's taxonomy places the organism in Eukaryota, Metazoa, Chordata, Mammalia, Chiroptera, Pteropodidae. Gene Ontology annotation, biological process: cilium movement; cilium assembly. The record is from RefSeq and is a predicted model, not a curated record. Gene Ontology annotation, cellular component: motile cilium; extracellular exosome. Gene Ontology annotation, molecular function: protein binding.